Messenger RNA from Penaeus vannamei (Pacific white shrimp), 4510 nucleotides. NCBI's taxonomy places the organism in Eukaryota, Metazoa, Arthropoda, Malacostraca, Decapoda, Penaeidae. The record is from RefSeq and is a predicted model, not a curated record.
AUGUGUGGCGACUAACCUGUGCUCGGAGGCGACAGUCCCACGCCGCUCGGGGGAAGGAAGGUCGUGAAGUGCCGCGUUCUUGCUUCGUGAAUGAUAUGCCUUGUGUUUCUGCCGUGGAAGUGAUAUAGAAUAUUCAUAGAUUUACCACAAGAUGGGGGUCUCGGUGAAAGAGCAAGAUUUACUCCCAGUAAAACCAUCCAUUGAGAAAAGCAAAAGCAAGAAGAAAAAACUCAAGAGUGGCAAGGGGAAGCCUACAGAGGAACCCCAAAAUAUACCAGAUGUUCCUUUGGUGUCAGAGGAUAAGCCAUCUAUUAAGAAAAGUUCAGGCAAGAAGAAAAAGCUGAAGGAGAAACUUAGCCAAGAGAAACCUUGUGAAGAACACCAAAAUGUGCCAGAUGAACAUGUUCCUUCGGAGUCUGAGGUAAAACCAUCUGUUAAGAAAAGGAGAAACAAGAAGAAAAAGCUCAAGAAUGGAAAGGAGGAACUUGGCUUGGAGAAACCUAGUGAAGAGCACCAAAAUGUACCAGAUGAACAUGUUCCUUUGGAAACUGAGGUAAAAGCAUCUGUGAAGAAAAGCAAAGGUAAGAAGAAAAAGCUCAAGAGUAGCAAAGAGGAAAUGGACGUGGAGAAACCUAGCGAAGAACCCCAAAAUUUACCAGAAGAAGAGGUUCCUUUGGUGUCUGAGGUAAAACAGUCUGCUAAGAAGAGCACAGGCAAGAAGAAAAAGCUCAAGAGUAGCAAGGAGGAACUUGGCUUGGAGAAACCCAAUGAAGAACACCAAAAUGGAUUAGAUGAACAUGUUCCUUUGGAAGCUGAGGUAAAGCCAUCUGUUAAGAAGAGGAGAGGCAAGAAGAAAAAGCUCAAGAGUGGCAAAGAGGAACAUACUUCGGAAGAACAAAAUGUACCAGAUGAUCAUGGUCCUUUGGUUUGUGAGACAAAACCAUCCGAUAAGAAGAGUGCAGGCGAGAAGAAAAAGCUCAAGAGUGGUAAGGAGGAACUUAGCCAGGAAAAAUCUAGUGAAGAACUCAAAAAUGUACCAGAUGAACAGGUUCCUUUGGUAUCUGAGGUAAGCCCAUCCGUUGAGAAAAGUGGAGGCAAGAAGAAAAAGCUCAUGAAUGGAAAAGCGAAACAGGGCUUGCAGACACCUAAAAAGGAAUCCAAACAUGUACCAGAUGAACAUGUUCCUUUGCUGUAUGAGAAUAUCACAGAAGGUCAGGUGAUUUUAGGAUGUAUACAAGAAGUCCAGGAUUGCGAGUUAAAGAUCAGUCUUCCCUACCGUUUGUCCGGAACUGUGUCCAUCAAGAAGAUCAGCAAAGCCUACACUGAGCUUGUGGAGAAGAUGGCAGAGGGAGAGAGCCAAGAUGAAGAGGGAAGACCAUUGCAAGACCUAUACCGACCUGGGCAAUUAGUGGUAACGUCCGUGGUCAGUACUGAUAAAAUAGGCGCAAGAAGGAAAGUAAACCUCUCGCUGAUGCCGCAAGAUGUAAACUCCUCACUCACUGCGCCACUCCUGGAAGUAGGCUUUGUACUGCCUUGUGCUGUGGCCAGCGUAGAGAACAAAGGCUUCAUCAUGGACACUGGCAUUGCCAGUAUACGAAGGGCUUUCUUACCCCACAAAGCAGUGCAAGGUGCAGCCUCUUCAGAUACUGUGGACGUGGGAAGUGUAAUGCGGUGCAAAGUGACCAAAAUCAGCGGCGGUGUGAAGGACAGCUGGGAUGUGGUCCUAUCUGCUGAUCCAAAGGCACUGAGCGAGGCCAUACUGCCUGUCGCUUCCACCACCAACAUUUCCUUGAUGAUUCCUGGGACAGCUGUUGAUACCACUGUGUCUAAGGUCGCAGAUUAUGGACUGAACAUCACCCUGGCUGAGUAUGAAGGGGUUGUGAACCGCAUCCACCUUAAGGAGCCUUUUGACAUUAUCCAGAAUUAUAAGAAAGGCAUGAAAAUAAGGGCCAGGGUGCUUUACACUGUGCCUGCGAAGAAAGUAGUGCAUUUCACUCUGCAGAACAUUUACUCAGAAAGCUCACAACUCGACCUGAAAGAGGGAGACAUUGUUGAAAAUGCAGUGGUCUUUGACUCACGGCCUGCGGGUAUUUCCCUCAAACUGAACGACAAGUACCGUGGCUACUGUUUCCUGAAAGAUCUCCCAUAUGGCCAUCAAAACCCCAGGAAUGUGAAGAAGGCAUUUCCCGUAGGCCAUAAGUCGGAGUGUAGCAUUAUCAGGUACUGCUACAUGGAUCGGAUGUUUAUUGUCUCAUUGCAGAAGAAGUUCAGCUAUGAUAAGAUAGAAGUAGGCACAAAACUGAAAGCAACCGUAAAGUGUUGCAAAGACCGUGGGAUACUAGUGGCCCUCAGCAAGACUGUUAGUGGCCAGAUUGAUUACCUGAUGUUAGAUACACAGGAGGAGAACCCAGAGAAGAAGUAUCCCCCUGGCUUGGUAUUGAACUGCAGAGUGUUGUAUGUGAUGCCGGAGAAGAAGAUUAUCAAGCUCACAAAUAAGAAGGGUAUGGUCAACUCACAGCUUCCAAUCAUAUCUGAAUUUGACCCUAAUCUGAUAGGCACUGUCUCAGAGGGGUACAUUGUGAGCAUCACCCCAUCAGGAUUGCUGGUAGCUAUGUAUAAUAAUGUGAAAGGUUUUGUACCAAAGAGCAAAGCCACAUCAGAAAAGGUGACAAGUCUAGAUGCAAUUUUCACCAUGGGUCAGGUUGUCAAGUUCUGCAUCAUGAAGGUGGAACCAGAGGCAAAGAGAAUGACACUGACCCUGUCUAUUGACGAGGAUGUGGAGAUGGCUGAGGAAGAGGAGGAGGAGAAGGAAGGGGAGACCAUAGGAGAGAAAGAGGAAACCAAGGAGAAGGCAGAGACCGCUGAUACCACAAAGAAGGUAGAGGAAUCUGAGAAGAAAAAAGGAAAGAAACGUAAGAAGGAAGAGGACUGUAAUGGAGAUAUAGAGACCACAGAAAAAGACGAGGGAACAGAAAAGAAAAAGAAAAAGAAAAAAAAAGGCAAGAUAGACCUCAAGGAGGAACCAGAGAACACUGAUGAGGGCAUAGUGAAUUUUGAGAACAAGAUGGAAAAUGAAGCAGGAACCAAUGACAGUACAGAAAAGGUAGAGGAAACUGAGAAGAAAAAAGGAAAGAAACGUAAGAAAGAAGUGGAAUGUAGUAUGGAUACAGAGAUCACAGAGAGUGAAGAAGGAACAGUAAAGAAAAAGAAGAAAGAUAAGAAAAAGAGAAAAAAGAAUGUGGUGGAUGAAGUAAAAGAUUUAGAAUUGGAAAAUGACACAGAUGAGGAAGCAGGUGUGAGUGAUACUGGACUGACAAACAAGAAGCCAUGCCUCUCUGUAGGGACUGGCUUUGUAUGGGAUGUCCCAGACACUCUUGCAGACAAGGGGCAGUCCAGUGAGAGUGAAGAUGAAGAGGAGGAUGAGGCAAAAAAGAAGAAAAACAAAAAGAUGACAAAGGCAGAGCGUGAAGCCAUGGCCAAGCAGGAGGAACAGCGACUGCAUGAGCUUGAGCGUGCUAGGCUGGAUAAAGAUCGACAGCCACAAACUGCCAUGGACUAUGAGGAGCUCUUGCAGACAAGUCCAAACUCCUCUGCAGUUUGGAUUCAGUUUAUUAGCUUCCAUUUAGAGAGCGCAGAGAUGGAGAAGGCUAAGGCAGUUGCACGGCGGGCGCUGCAGGUGAUCAACAUGCGGGAGGAGCAGGAGAGGCUCAAUAUCUGGACAGUGAUCCUUAGGCUAGAGGUGCUGUAUGGGACGCCAGAGACUGUGCAGGCAUCAUAUCGCGAGGCUUUGGCCACAAAUGACGAGCAACAGGUGCACCUUGCCAUGGCUAUGGUCUAUGCUGAGAAUGAUAAGAUUAAGGAUGCUUCCAACAUCUACUACAUUAUGACCAAGAAGUUUGGCCAAGUGCUGGAUGUGUGGAUCAAAGCAGGAAUUUUCUUCUUUAGAAAUAAAAAGUUUGAUGAAGCCAGAAAGUACAUGGAUAGAGCACUGAUUGCCUUGGAAAAGAAGUAUCAUGUGGAGCUCAUCAACCGCUUUGGCCAACUUGAAUUCAAAUUUGGCGAGGCAGAGAGGGGAAGGACCAUGUUCGAGAGUCUGCUCAGCAACUAUCCCAAACGUAUAGAUGUUUGGAGUGUCUAUGUAGAUCUGUUGACUAAGAAUGGAGAUAUAGAAGGGGCAAGGACCGUCUUGGAACGCAUGACAGGCCUGAAGCUAAAGAUCCGCAAGAUGCGUGGGAUCUUUAAGAAGUUCCUAGACUUUGAGAAGACUCAUGGAACACCACAGAGGGUCCAGGCUGUGAAGAAGCAGGUGGAAGACUUUGUGGCUGCUGCAAUUGGCAAGGAGUAAAGCAAUAAAUAAAUGAUAUUUGAAAGUGAAUUGAUUUGUGAUUUAUUGUAAUAUUUUUUGUUAUCAUCAUCAUCAUAAUCAUCAUCAUCAUCAUAAUCAUUAUUAUCAUUAUCAUUAUUAUCAUUAUUACAACUUUCACUAUCAAUGUCAAUGGUAUUAUGAUUG